Messenger RNA from Pneumocystis murina B123, 809 nucleotides. RefSeq lists its product as hypothetical. The record is from RefSeq and is a predicted model, not a curated record. Bases 26 to 736 code for a protein of 236 amino acids. Gene Ontology annotation, molecular function: proton transmembrane transporter activity. Gene Ontology annotation, biological process: proton motive force-driven ATP synthesis. Lineage: Eukaryota; Fungi; Ascomycota; Pneumocystomycetes; Pneumocystales; Pneumocystaceae. The transcript is spliced from 5 exons.
AAGAAUUUAAAAAAGACAUAAAAACAUGUUAUUUCCUGCAGCAAGAAAAGGAGUCAGAGGAAUUUUAACAAGUUUAAGACCCAUUUCAUUAUCUGUUUUUUAUAAUCAAAAAUGGGAUAAUUGUAAUUUUUCAACAAAAAUUGACCCGAAAUUAAAAGCAGCAACAAUUAUUGAUAUGUUGCCGAAGUUAUCAUUUUUAUCUAAAACAGGGAUAAUUGCAACAGGAACAGUAUUAUCUAUUGCAGCUAUUUCGAACGAACUUUAUGUGGUUAAUGAGGAGACGAUUAUUCUGGGAAGUUUUUUUAGUAUUAUUUGGUUCUUGAUUAACUCGGGAAAACAAAAUUAUAUUAAUUGGAUGGAUGGACAUAUUAAUCAUGUGCGUUCAUUACUUAAUAAUUCUAGACAGCAACAUACAAUAGCAAUAAAUGAACGUAUUGUAGCAAUUAAACCGUUAAAAGAUAUAGUGGAUGUCACAAAAAAUCUUUUUGAAGUAUCUAAAGAGACAGUUCAUAUGGAAGCAAAGGCAUUUGAACUCUCACAAAUUAUUGCAGUUCAGCAACAGGCUAAAGCUGUUCUCGAUUCAUGGGUUCGCUAUGAAUCAGCUCUUCGACAACGGGAGCAGGCAUAUCUUGCAAAUACGGUCAUUUCAAAAGUUGAAAAAGAACUACGACAACCAAAAAUACAACAACAAAUUCUUGAUCAAAGUAUUACAAAGAUCGAAAAUUUAUUACGUUAAACUAGCCCUCUACAACCCACGGUUUAUUGUCUUUUUUUACAUCUUUUUAUACCAAUAACCAAGCCUUUUGUCA